Molecule: messenger RNA, 525 nt
Organism: Trichoplax adhaerens
Lineage: Eukaryota; Metazoa; Placozoa; Uniplacotomia; Trichoplacea; Trichoplacidae
Exons: 4
Coding region: 1-525 (174 amino acids)
Biological process (GO): regulation of transcription by RNA polymerase II
Cellular component (GO): nucleus
Molecular function (GO): RNA polymerase II cis-regulatory region sequence-specific DNA binding; DNA-binding transcription factor activity, RNA polymerase II-specific
Source: RefSeq, a predicted model, not a curated record
AUGGCGACGAAGACAACUGCAGUGUUAGAAAGUAGCCUAACAGCUAUGGACUGGCUACACCGAAUUAAUGUAGGAGAAAAUAAAGGUGUACAAGGUCAAUCUGGUAAUGAAAUGGAUGAAAAUGAUAAAAAAGGUGGCCAUCACUCCGGUCAACACGACGGUAAUAAAAAUGGUGCAAAUGGACCAGAUGGAAAACCUCCUUAUUCUUAUGCCAACUUAAUCAUGUUGGCAAUUAACAGUUCCCAGAGUAAAAUGAUGACAUUGAGUGAAAUUUAUCAGUGGAUUUGUGAUAAUUUCUCAUAUUAUCGAGAUGCUGGUAACGGUUGGAAGAAUUCUAUUCGUCAUAAUCUCUCGCUGAAUAAGUGCUUUCGUAAAGUGCCCCGUAGUAAAGAAGAUCCUGGCAAAGGUUCUUACUGGACGAUCGAUGCAGAUCCGCAAGAUGACGCUGGAUCACGCUUGAAAUCCAGGAAGCGUAAAUCAAAUGAUCGCCACAAUCAUAUGCUUGAUAUGAAAAUGAUCUCGUAA